CACCUGUUAGGUAGAUAGCCCUGAGCCAGGUGAUGGCUGGUGAUGUCAAUCGUCCAGAAUUUCAAAGGCUCCAAUCUAUACAAGAGGAAGUUGAAGUGUUGGAAUCCAUCUAUCUAGAUGACCUUUUAGUGGACCAUGAGCAUGGGAUUAGUCCCUGUGUCAUCAGCAUUUGUCUUCAUCCAUCUACAGGGGACAGUGUCGAACAGAAAUAUGUGUGUCUGACUCUGGUUAUGGAGUUGUCAUCAAAGUAUCCAGAUGAGGCUCCAAAAAUAAUGAUAAAAAACCCAAGAGGACUAGCAGAUGAAGAAAUAAACAGGACUUUUCAAAAGCUACAAGACCUAGCAAGUGAGAGAGAAGGCAGCCCUAUGCUUUAUGAACUGAUUGAGCUUGCUAAAGAGAGCUUGACAGAAGGCAACAUCCCUCAUGGUCAGUGUGUGAUCUGUUUGGAGUGCUUCCAUGAAGACGAGGAGUUCACAAGAACUGACUGCUACCAUUACUUCCACUGCCACUGUCUCUACAGGCACAUAGAUCAUACAAUGAAAUUGAUUAAGCAGGAGGAGGAAGAACAAGCAAGAUUAGGUGCUAUUCAUUUACAGCAACCAAAGAUGGAAGCAGUAUGCCCAGUGUGUAGAACACCAAUAGCCUUUGAUAUAGACUCUCUGCGCCAGGCAGUCCCACCCACAACAGGGAGUGACCACUUCUUCCUUACAGAGGAACUCAAAGAAAUGCAAGAGAAUAUGAAACAGUUACUUCUGAAACAAAAAGCAAAAGGAGGGAUCAUUGAUCUUGAAGAAGAAAAAAACAAGUAUUUGAUAUCAUCUUCAUCAUCUGGUACAAACUUGGUUGCACUAGAAAAUACCCAACAAUCAGCAAGUGUGGCGCCUGCGCAGCAAGGGACAGAUAGAGAUAAGCCUAGUGUGAAGAAGUGUAUUGAUAGUGACAAGGUGGAUGAAGGAAUAAAGAAAGGAUACAGACCUAGCUCUGGACGCCAUACUUACUCACAUCAUGGAAGGGGAAGAGGCAGAGGGAGACCAUACUCAGGACGUAGAGAGGUCAGGCCAAGUCAAAGGUCACCAAGAGAGCACAGACACAAAGCCGCUCCUGCAAAAGAUAAACCCACCUCUGAAAAUCUUAAAACCACAGACGAUGCAAUCAGUAACAAAAGAUUACAAAAUGAAAAUGUUGAGAAGGGGAAGGAAAUAGACCCAAAUAGUGAUCUCAAAAAAUCAGGUGUAGAUACCAGAAACAGGGCAGUAGACACAUUGAACAGUGGUUCAGAUAAUCCAGAAAAAACACUGAAAACAGCAGAAAAUGACCAGGAGGCAAUUACCAAAAAUGACAAAGAUCACCUUUUGGAAAGGAAGGAAGAGGAAGAAAGUAAAGAUGCUAUACAAGAGUCAAAAGUUGAAGGUGGCCACGUAAGCAGUCCUUCAAGUGUCAGACAGUUCCACAGAGAACGUGGAUAUGACAAAGGUAAGGGAAGAGGUCAUUAUGCAAAUACAAAUGGUCGAAACAACAGAAGAUACCACACGGGUAAACCAGCCCAUGACAACAAAAACUUUUCUAAAGAUGGUGCUGAUGAUGAAGUCUUAGAUCAUGGUGUGAAUGGUCAUCACCAGCGUGGUAAGACUUCUAGGCCACAGUCAGGCAGGAGAAGGAGAGAGAAACCUAGUUCAGAUGGAAAUAAUUAUGCACAUGGCAAGUCCAAUCAGUUGAAAAGCAGAGACAAGUCUCAUAACAAAUUGGAAGAUGAAUCCAGAACUAAUGCAAAUUCUACACCAGACCAGACAGGAGGUAAAAAUGAUGAGUUGUCAUUAAAUUCAAUUGCAGAAAAAUUGAGUGCAACUGUGGUUAAAACCACCAGGCCACCACCCGGCUUUAAAUUGGAGGGACCCCCUCCAAAUCUUCAAGGGGAUUUUAGAACAGAUUGUGCAUUGUCUGCCUCAUUUAGCAAUGAUUUAAAAAAGGAUAACAAACCUAGGAGACCACCUCCAGGGUUCAAGGCUUUAGCAAAUGACUUGCUGGAAAAUAAGAAGGGUCUUGUCGAAGAAGAUCGGUAACAUACAUCUUUGUUAUUAUAUUUCGAUAUGGAUAUACCUGUAUGAUCCUGUGUAAUACAGCAAGGUAGUUAUUGAUGUUAAACAAAUGUUGUCCACUGGGACUUGAAACUAACUAAAUUUUUCACAGGACCUGAUGUAGUGAAUGAAAAAUGUCUAGAGUAAUAUCUAGUUUCUGAGUAGGUUUUUUUGAAAUUUAAUUUUUGGAUUUUUUUUUUGUCAAAAUUAAAGUGACAUUUUAUAUUUUAUUUGGAGUGUUUCAUAUGUCUGAAUGAAAUUUUGCAUGAAAAGUUAGAUGAUGAACAUUUAAUUCUUGUCUUAUUGAAUUAUAUGUGUGAUGCUGUCCAGUUGUAAUUGGGCAUCAAGAAUAUUAAGCCACACAAUUCAUAUGAAGAUAAUGAAAUAAUAAAA
This is a messenger RNA of Lingula anatina, 2468 nucleotides long. RefSeq lists its product as uncharacterized. The record is from RefSeq and is a predicted model, not a curated record. Gene Ontology annotation, cellular component: nucleus. Lineage: Eukaryota; Metazoa; Brachiopoda; Lingulata; Lingulida; Lingulidae. Gene Ontology annotation, biological process: protein ubiquitination. Gene Ontology annotation, molecular function: ubiquitin protein ligase activity; protein binding.